ACUAAGAGAUGGAUGGAUCUCAUUGAUCCUUUCUUCUUGCCGGCCAAGAGUUCUCGAUCACUAAUCGUCUUGAAACCGUCGCGUCAACUGCUCGUUCGGGCCUAAAUCAUUAGAACUUUUUUUAGUUUCCGAAAACUUUUUACACAUUUUUUUCUGUUUGUUAAUAGUGUGUUACAAUAGUGCUGUUGUUUUGUUUUCGUAAUACAACGAGUUGCAGUCUAAUUACGCGUCAGUGAGACCAGAUUUCUAGUUUUGAGAUUGUUCAAUAAGACCGCACGGACUAAAAAUGAUCCUUAGACUGUCACUGAUGUUUUGCUUUCUGGCGUGCAGUAUGACGGAAGAAGUGGACGUGGUCGAAGCUGUUUCCGGGACGUCGCAAUCGAUCGACGAUCUGCUGCAACAGUCCGACCAACAGCAAAUGCAGCUGCAGCACGGGCCGAUGCAAUCACCGGCGCAGAAGCGUGAUGACGCGAUGGAGGCACACAACCCUGACCAGCUGGCCAUGGAGACAGGUGACGACGUGGACGAUCAGGACGCGUCCGGUUCCAUAGCCAAACACAACUACUUGAAACCGCAGUCGGCACCUGUUCGCGGCCAUCCACCGUUGAACCGAGGUCCGCCACCACCUCAGCAGCAGUCGCAACCUCCCCAACAGCAGUCCGCCAAGUAUCACCACCACAACGUGGCUUAUCACGGACCACCACCGCCGCCACCGUCAUUGCAGCAACAGCAACAGCAACAACAAUUGGUCGCCCAACAAUCCGAGGCCAUGGACAAGGUAUACUCGGCCGGUCCGGUAGGAAACGCGCUCGGCGACCCAUGGCCGAGCAGCGCGUCUGCCGACAUGCCGAAAAUCGUGUCACUGGACGUCAAGUGCGAGAAGAACUCGAUGAAGGUGUUCCUGAGUUUCGACAAACCGUUCUAUGGAAUCGUGUUCAGUAAGGGCCACUACAGCAACGGAAAUUGCGUGCACCUGCCCGCCGGUCUAGGCCGGACGUCCGUCAACUUCGAGAUCGGCGUGCACGCUUGCGGCACUUCCGGCAACACCGAGAACGGUCUAUACGGGUACGGGGCUGACUCCGGGUCCGGCACCUAUUUCGAGAACAUCGUCGUCAUCCAGUAUGACCCGCAAGUGCAAGAGGUUUGGGAUCAGGCCCGGAAGCUCCGGUGCACGUGGCACGACCAGUACGAGAAGUCCGUCACGUUCAGGCCGUUCCCGGUUGACAUGUUGGAUGUAGUCAGGGCUGACUUCGCCGGUGACAACGUUGGAUGUUGGAUGCAGAUACAAGUCGGCAAGGGACCGUGGGCUUCCGAAGUCUCCGGAUUGGUGAAAAUUGGACAAACAAUGACCAUGGUACUGGCAAUCAAGGACGACGACUCCAAGUUCGACAUGCUCGUACGGAACUGUAUGGCGCACGACGGCAAACGGGCACCCAUCCAACUUGUGGACCAGAAGGGUUGCGUGACACGCGGCAAGCUCAUGUCCCGGUUCACCAAGAUCAAGAACUUCGGUGCCAGCGCAUCCGUACUGUCGUACGCGCACUUCCAGGCGUUCAAGUUCCCGGACUCGAUGGAAGUACACUUCCAGUGCACCAUACAGAUAUGCCGGUACCAGUGCCCGGAUCAAUGUUCGGACAGCAACGCCAUACUCAACGCUCAACACGGUAAUCUGCUAUCCGCCCACCAUCCAGCAGUGCAAGGACCCGCAGAAUACGGUCCACCGCCCGCGCCCCUGGACGUGUACGCCCGCAUCGGUUCGGCCCAUCCGAGAGACGAGAGACGCGUCCGACCCCGACUUCACCGUAGGUCGGCCGCCACCAGCACCACCGCCAGCACCAGCACUGCCGCCGCCGAACAGGAAGCCGUGGGCGUGAACCGAGUCAUCAAGGUUGUGUCCACGGGUGACCUGACGUUCGCUCUCGACGACUCGACAAACAGCUCGGCCACCAACACCAUGGUGUUCCCCGUCAGAACCGUCGAACCGGGUGCGUCAAUGAUCUGUAUGACAACGGUCGGGUUCUCCGCCACGCUGAUCGUCCUGCUCGGCAUCCUGCUGGUGUCGUGCCUGGUGUCCGCGUACCUGUGCCUGCGCAUUAGAUCCAUGCCGCAACGCCGAAAAAACGCGCAGGUGGCUUGCACCAAUCCCAAACUUCAGCCGCAGACGGUGCACAAAUCGGCCGUCAUGCACCAGGCAUACACGUCGUGAUCAUCGACGCCGUUUCCGGCUCACUUCCGCAGUCGAGUCAAUGGUGGGCAUCACGGCGGGUGAGAGUUGAAACACAAAUAGAAAAAAAAAACCAAAAUCACAAAAAAAUAAAAGUCACGACCGUCGCACAAACGAAAAGCCAUAAUUAUAAUUAUAUUUUACUUAAUAGACGUAAAUAUUAUAUUAUAUAGUAAGCCAAAGUAACCCCCCCC
Messenger RNA from Rhopalosiphum padi (bird cherry-oat aphid), 2418 nucleotides. RefSeq lists its product as uncharacterized. The transcript has 4 exons. The coding region runs from base 287 to 2206 and encodes 639 amino acids. The record is from RefSeq and is a predicted model, not a curated record. NCBI's taxonomy places the organism in Eukaryota, Metazoa, Arthropoda, Insecta, Hemiptera, Aphididae.